Messenger RNA from Ornithorhynchus anatinus (platypus), 10879 nucleotides. RefSeq names its product zinc finger protein 207 (gene ZNF207). NCBI's taxonomy places the organism in Eukaryota, Metazoa, Chordata, Mammalia, Monotremata, Ornithorhynchidae. The coding region runs from base 100 to 1590 and encodes 496 amino acids. The record is from RefSeq and is a predicted model, not a curated record. Gene Ontology annotation, cellular component: nucleus. The transcript has 12 exons.
CGGCGGCCAUUUUGUGCCUCUGGCCCUUGCGACGCGGCGGGCGGGCUCGGCUGUCGGCCUUCCUCCGCCUCCUCUCCCCGUCGUCGGUCGGAGCUCGGCAUGGGCCGCAAAAAGAAGAAGCAGCUGAAACCCUGGUGCUGGUAUUGUAAUAGAGAUUUUGAUGAUGAGAAGAUCCUUAUUCAGCAUCAAAAAGCAAAGCACUUUAAAUGUCAUAUAUGUCAUAAGAAAUUGUAUACAGGACCUGGUUUAGCAAUUCACUGUAUGCAGGUUCAUAAGGAAACAAUAGAUGCUGUACCAAAUGCUAUACCUGGGAGAACAGAUAUCGAACUGGAAAUCUAUGGCAUGGAGGGUAUUCCGGAAAAAGAUAUGGAUGAAAGGAGAAGACUGCUUGAACAGAAAACUCAAGCAGAGAGCCAGAAAAAGAAGCAGCAAGAUGAUUCCGAUGAGUAUGAUGAUGAUGAAUCUACAGCUUCAACCUCAUUUCAACCACAGCCCGUUCAGCCCCAGCAAGGAUACAUCCCUCCGAUGGCACAGCCAGGAUUGCCGCCGGUGCCAGGGGCCCCAGGAAUGCCACCAGGUAUUCCACCAUUAAUGCCAGGUGUUCCUCCUCUUAUGCCGGGAAUGCCACCAGUUAUGCCAGGCAUGCCACCUGGAUUGCAUCAUCAGAGAAAAUACACCCAGUCAUUUUGCGGUGAAAACAUAAUGAUGCCAAUGGGUGGAAUGUUGCCUCCUGGACCAGGAAUACCACCUCUGAUGCCUGGAAUGCCACCAGGUAUGCCGCCACCUGUUCCUCGUCCUGGUAUGCCUCCGUUGACGCAAGCGCAGGCUGUGACAGCCCCUGGUAUUCUUAAUAGACCCCCUGCUCCUACUGCAGCGGUUCCUACCCCACAGCCUCCAGUUACUAAGCCACUUUUCCCCAGCGCGGGCCAGAUGGGGACACCUGUCACAAGCUCAAGUACAGCUUCAUCCAAUUCAGAAAAUCUGUCUGCACCUUCUAAAGCUCUGUUUCCUAGCACAGCUCAAGCUCAGGCGGCUGUUCAGGGUCCCGUCGGUACUGAUUUCAAGCCUUUAAGUAGUACCCCAGCGACAACCACAGAGCCUCCCAAACCUACAUUCCCUGCUUAUACCCAGUCUACCGCCUCAACCACUACAACAACAAACAGCACUGCAGCUAAACCAGCUGCCUCUAUAACAAGUAAGCCUGCAACACUUACCACAACCAGUGCAACCAGUAAGUUGAUCCAUCCAGAUGAGGAUAUAUCAUUGGAGGAGAGAAGAGCACAGUUACCUAAAUAUCAACGUAAUCUUCCUCGGCCAGGACAGGCCCCCUUAGGUAAUCCUCCCGUUGGACCAAUUGGAGGAAUGAUGCCACCGCAACCGGGGAUUCCUCCACAGCCACAAGGAAUGAGACCCCCAAUGCCGCCUCAUGGUCAAUAUGGUGGUCAUCAUCAGGGUAUGCCAGGGUACCUUCCUGGGGCUAUACCUCCGUAUGGGCAGGGACCCCCAAUGGUACCUCCCUACCAAGGUGGGCCUCCUCGACCGCCAAUGGGAAUGAGACCUCCUGUGAUGUCGCAAGGAGGCCGUUACUGAUGUUACUUCACGCAGUUUAAUAGGUUUGGAGAUUAAACCUUUUCUCAUCUUGUGCUGUUUAUAUAGCCGAGCUUCCCGUCAAUUAAGGCUUCAUUGUGACUUUAAAACAGUAUCUUCUCACAUACCAAGAACUAUUGGACAUUUGUUUUACUUGGGAAAAGUGAUUUGGAAUAAAAGCAGGAGUUUUUCCUGAUGUUGCAAUUUAUACUGUAUGGCUUCUUUUUCAUGUUUCAUCUAGGUUUUUAGAAGUGAAGUAUAGUAAAUAUGGUUCGUUAAAUUGUGAAGGCGCUGGAAUUACAUGAACAUACCAUCUUAAAGGCAAGUUCUGUAACAUUAUGUUGCUAUUGGUAAAGUGAUGCCUUCACAGCAUUUCUGAUGCUGUUGGACUUCACGUCCCCAACAUAGCUUGGUGAGGGCUGUAACUGUUUCCAAGUACCUGUAAAUUGGAAGUCUGAGUGUGUAACAGUAUUUAAUGUAUUUAGAGUUGCUCAUGUUGCAGGGCUUUAAAAAAAAAAAGAACAACGAUAAACAAACAAAAAAUAACUGACCCACUAAGUCAUGUGACUUUCUGUACUGUUAAACUUCAUUGUAAUAAAAUGAGAGAACCAUUUAUGCCUUUUUAUUCAUGGCCAGCUGUGGACCACUGCCUGGAAGGUUUGUACAUAUGCAUGCCAAAGUAGAUGUCCACAAAUAAUAAAAUGCAUAAUUACUGGUGCACUUUUGCUAUUCUUGGAUUCUGUCUGAAUUAUGGUCAUCUUUAGCUGCAUGUUCUAAAUUGCUUAUUCCCGGGCGAGUGGACCUAGCCCUUUCAGUGUGCAUAAAUGUUUAGGCGUAAAAAUCUAGGGGUCACCUUUCAGGUAUCUAUCAUUCCACAAUGGGUAUAAAUGGUUUGGCUUUCUUCCUAGUGCUUUCUUUCUUUGGUUUCCAAAUAGAGGUUUAAGAUGUGAAUGUUGAUAAUGGCCUCCUUCCCUCCUUUUCUCCCUUACCACACCCGCAGCCGACCUUAUAGAGCCUAGUGCCAGACACAUUAGCCGACCUGACCAUUUGAUAAGCAGACUAGUUUGCCUGGACCUUAGAAAUCCUCCAAGGGAACAUGUCUAGAAGGCCGCCACUAAAUUUGGAUUGUAUCUAUCCUAAAAGCACUAGACACUCAGCCCUAUGCUGUCUCACCACUGGAGUAUCUUUGAGAGCUUAUGCUUGGAUAUUUUUGACUGCUAGAAGCAUCUGUUUGGCACAUAAUUCCCUAAUUGCAAUGCUGAGCAUCUCCUGUAAGUGACUGACUUGAAGUGUAGGGUACCUUACUGUAUACAUACAAAGCAUAUCCACUUAAUAUAUGGUGGUCAAAAAUUUAUACUAAUUAUUGUUGCAGAUAUUCAGUACUUGAGAUGAUUUCCCUUUCAUUACCAAUAGAUUGUCAUCAGAUUUCGGCAUGGCUUAUAAAUCCACUGUUGUCAAUUUUUUUGUGUUCUCUGCAUCGAAAAGAAUGAACUUUUGAACCAAAAGUUAGUACCGUUCUUAGCUUUGAUCAUAUAAAGCUUGGGUGACCCACCCAAAUUGAUCUGAAUGUAAAAUUCUAACCCACUUUUUUGAUGAUCAGAAUAUUGGAUCUAGAAGCCUUCCUUAUUUUGUGAAAUUAAAUGUUUGGAUAGAUCAGCUCUAUCCUGGGUGACUCUUACUUUUCCAUCUUGAGAUAGAUGACUGGACUAUUCGAUCUUACUAUUUCUCUUUUAGCUCUCAGACUUUGUGAUGUCUACUAGGAUCUAAGCACUAACCAGCUGUUUUAAAUGAUAAAUGGCAUAAAUCUUCUAUUGACUGCAAACUUACUACUAAUUAUGUCCUGCAUUGAUAUGGGGGAGGUGGUGGCAUCUCAGAAGGAAGUGAGUCUAAAAAAAUAUUUUACAGACAGUAAUCUGAAAUGGUUUAAGUUCAGUGUUCUAAAAGAAGGUGCUCAGCAUUUCAGCUUAGUUAAAUCUGGUAGAACCAAGAGGCAAGACAUCUUUCCAGAACCCGUUAUUACCAAGAUCAAAAUUUAAAUCCUAGCCUGGGGAUAAGACCCCCUUCGCUCCCCACCUCCCCGUGAAGCGAAUUAUUGACCAAUUUUUUGAAUUCUGCUAGUCUCUUGUUGCUGGAAACCUCCCUGCAUAAAGCUGUUUAACCCAUCUAUCAGAGGACGUUAUUUUCCCACUAAGAUGAUUCUAAGAAUUAACGGCCUGUGGCCCCAUCAUUUUUUUGUUAGAAAUAUUGCGGUAGAGCCACUUUGUUCCAUAGGUCAUAGAUUCGAGUGAUCCACAGAACUGUGGAGGGUCGCACGCUAGUAGUGGGUUUUUUUUUUUUAUUUAUUUUCCCCCUUCCCAAGGAGACAGCUGGCAGGGCUGCCCCUCGUCUCCCGUUUAAAAAAGAGAUCUCUUCAAAAUCUGUCUGGCACUAGCUGUUCUAUCUUGAACUGGUCUAGCUCUUGACCCAUUCGACCCAGGUGAGGGUAAACUUAGAGUGACUGAUUUGCUGAUACAGUACUCUUAAAGGCCAUCAAGCUUGGGGGAAAAAAUAACCACAAGCGACUGUGUUCUCAUGUUCCAUUGAUCAAGCAGCAAAGUGAGUGUUUAAACUCAGAGUAGAGUUUGGACUAGUAAUGAAUAAUGCAAACAAAUUAGCUUUCAUUUUUUAAUUUGCUUGAUCUUUGGAAUUUUGUUCAUUUUUGAAUGCAUGUCUCUUCACUUUAAUUGGGUUGUGUUUUUCUAAAAUUGAAAUUUUCUUCUUCCUAUAGCCCUGCCAUAGGACAGGCUGAGGCUGAGUCUCAGUGUUGCCCUGUUCAGUCUGAGGCAAGUGGGAUUUAUUUUAUUCCUUAUGGGGGCUUUCACAGCUUUAUGGCUGUUGGAUAUUCAUGUCCCCAAACUUGCAGCAAGUUUGGUGAAGGCCCCUAAAUUUAAUUAAAUUUAGGUUUUUAUAUUCUAUUGGGUAGAGAAGGCUCUAUAUUAAUAUUCGUGUUUGACUGUGGUGUGUUAGGCAAUGUGACAACAAAAUUAUAGGAAUUGAACAGUUUUACCAUUUGAGAAGAUUGCCGUCCAGUCUGGUUGUCAUUUAACUUUAUCAGCUGUGCUUUAUAGCCAUUGGACCGCCUCAGUUGAUCAUGUCUUGACAUUUUUUAAUAUGGGCGACCUUUUUCAUUCCAAUGCUACAUCCUGCCCUUCAUCUGGAGGAUGAAAGCCCUAUUUUGAAGCAUUUUCAGUCCUGAAUUGGGUUAAUCACUCUAUGAGGAGAAAAGUUGUCUGGGUAUAUAAAUUCAAGUAUUUCAUUGAGUCCAGUUCUUAGAACUAAAAUUGCACUUGGAGUCUUUAAUUUUCUACAUUAUUAAUAGCAUUAAAAGAAUAAGUGGUAGUGCUCAAUAUGUUAUAAUUGUUACAAGUCACCACAUCAGAGAAAAUGUUAAUGUAGAGCCCUAUGAGAAGUGAGGGUGGGGGAAACUACAAAUUUUACUUGCGAAAGGCAACUAAGAAAAUGGCUGACGUACUGGCUGACAUUUUUAUUCAGUCUCAUUCAGAGGUGGGGGAUCCAAUGAGUAAUUUAGUAUCGCAAGCACAGAAUUUUGAAAUUACAGCUGGGGGUUGUGGGGAGGGGCGGUGUGUGUGAGUGUGUGGUGUCCUGAAUAACUAAGUUUAUCUUUUUUUUUUUUAAUUUGGAGAGCGAGUGGGUUUGGAAGGAGGUAGGAAUAAAACAGGCAUUGAUUUCACUGUGAUUCAUUAAUGAAUUUUGACCAACAGUUGUGGCUUUGUUAUUCCAAGUGUUCCUAUAUAAGAAGAAAAUCAAUCAGUUGUAUUGAUUGAGUACUUACUGUGUAUACAGUGCGUGUCCCGAGUUUGUUCUUAGGAAAUACAGGAUUUUGUUAACGUGGAGUUAAUAUAUAUGGGACAUCAGCCCUUGAAAGAUCUGAACAAAAAAAGGUGAAUGACUUGCCAACAAAAUUCAUCCCAAGGUUUUCUAUUAAAACAUGAUUUGAGCCAGUGCUGUUCCUGACCUUGGAAAAGGACAGUGAAUUUGAAUUGGCAUUUUGAAUCGCUAACAAAUCUGAAGACAUCCUGCUUCCACGGGAAAAGGGAAGCAUUUGAUAUUUCCUCUGUUGCCCUAAAAUGUAGCCCUGGUUCAUGUUCUGUUUCUCUUUUGAGGUCCAGAAAUUGCUUGUUCUAAUUCUGACUUAAUCAGUCUAUAUCUGUGUAGAUUUAGGAAUACAUUAUAAAAUAGCAGCUGAAUAGCAUUUUUUGAUAGUCCUUUGAUUUUAAAGAUAAUGGUUUUGCCUCAAGCCCCCCCCCCCCCCCCCCCCCCAAACUACUGAGAAAGUAGCCCAGAAGGGUGAGGAGGUUGGGGUGGGAGGAGUUGGGUGCAGGAGUAGUUGGUCAGGAACAAGCAAGGGUUCAAGGGAAGACAAGGACAGCAGAGCUUGACUCCUUGUGGCCGGGAUUCUUCUAUUAUGUUUAAAUUUUGUUUUGGAUAUCAAAAAUACCUCUUAGACCUUAAAUGAUGAAAGGUAUUAACAUUGGCUAAUAGCUUGUUUUUCCAAACUUUGUGUUUUAAUCCCCAGUGUAGAUGUGUUCUGCCAAACCCAGUACUCUUAUUAGGGAAUUAGAAAUGCCAUGCGCCCUUUGACUUUACCUAAGUGACAUACUUAGCAUUUGUUUGUCAUUCUUCGAUGUACCCAUUGUCAAUUUAUGUUGUAUUCUCUUCAAGAGGAGGUUAGCAUCUCAGGAAUAAAAAUUGCAUAUGAGAGCCGGUCUAUGUGCCAGGCACUAAGGUAGAAGUUGAUCAGGUCGGACACAGUCCGUGUCCCCCAUAGGGUUCACCAUCUAAAUUAGGAGGUGGAGUAGGUACCGAAUUCCCCAUUUUACAGAUGGAACUGAGGCACAGAGAAGUUAGAUUUGCCUUAGGUCACAUAGCUGUCAAGUGGCAAAGUGGUAAUUUAAGGUAGCAGUAUCUUUGAAGAUAAAUAUUUAUGGAAGUUGUCUCUUUUCCUCUCUGCCUUUCUCAAUGAUACUUUGGCUGUUUCUUCUCUGGUCCUGAUUUUCACAAUAUUCAGUUAAAUUUUUUCCUGUUCCACAUCAAAAUAGAAGAUAAAUACUUAGCAUUUCUAGUACUUGGUAGUGUGCCUACAUAUUCUGGCAACCCCUCUUCUCAAUACCUAAGUCACCACCCGCUGCUUUACAGAAGUAUCCUGGUUCCACCCUGUCUUCUAAAUCUCACUUAGAUAGGUGGGUAGAAGGGAAAGUCAGAACUCUCCUUAAAUAUCUAAAGAUCCUGCAACAGCCCCACCUAAUAGCUUUGUCAUCACCUAACACACAGGGUUGAUAGUUAACUUGGAGAUAGAGGUGAGGAAUUAGUUCUAAAUUUGGAAAGGAGAUGAAGAACAGCAUUUUAGAGAUUACUGUAAAGAAUAACAAAAGGGCAAAGCACUAAAAUCUUUACAGUCUGCACUGAGUUGUUAAUCUUUUUUGAACCAUGGUAGUGUGGAGCAAGGCCCCGGGUGGCGGGAAGGUGAGGUGUUGGCUCCCCAUUGCCAUCUUUUUCAAGCUAGUUUGUAGCUUGUGGUUACACAACUUGAAAAACUGAAAGAAUGUUCUCAGAAUCCUGUCAGCCCAGUAUAUUUUUGAAAGAUUAUCCUAUCAUUAACUCCUAACUAAAUAUGCAGAGCAGAAAUCUAUGAAUUAGCUUUUAAAUCAUUAGUAUUUGAGUGCAGAGCACUGUAGUGAACACUUGGAAAAGAAUUGGAGAAGUGAAAGACCCAACCUAUGAUUUAAAUUCUAGAAUGGGCAGGAAUGCUUCAAUUGAGCACAUAGGAUCAAAAUAGGUGGUACAUGGUUAACCUGAGGUUGUGGGCGAUAUGAAAUAUAACAGAUGUGUGGUGGUUACAAGUUGUAUUAUGGCAAGUGGUGGAAACACCUUUAUCACGUUUGGUUAAUGGUUCUUUCUAAUUCUGUGUUUUAGAGGCAGAUUCAUCCCCUUAAUUGGCCUUGCCCUUUAUUCCCCAUUUGUGGGGUAGCUGAUUUAUUGAGAAGCUAAUACUGGCAUCCUGUUCCACCAGUUUGGGCAAAAAUAAAGAAAUAGGUUUUUACCUCAAGAAAAAACACUGAGUUUACUUGACACUUAAGUUAUGUGAAGGGGAACUAGACCAGACUUUUUAAUAAAGAACAUUGGGAAGGAGUUUUUUUAAUGGUCUGUUACUAUAACAGAAAAUUGUGGGGGCCAAAACUCAAACAUUUUUCUUAGCAUUGGAAAGCUUAAUUUUAUACAUCCAGUUUGCCUUUAAUGCAGGGAGUAUUUGAUGGACAGAGGCUUCUAAAUUACAGCAGUGCUCUAUCCAAAAUGUAGUCAAGAUGUACACUCUAGCAGAACUGAUCAUUUUCUUUACCAUAUUGAAAAGGAGCAUAUGCUUUCCUUGUAUUCCAUUUGUGGUUUUGAAGUAGGAAGGUAGGGAAGUGAUUGGUGAAAUACAAAUUCUUUUGUCUCAUGUCUUUUGAAUGGAGCAGGGAGUGAGAGAAAUGAGGUAAAACCCACCCUUUUAGAGCAAGGGUGCAGGCGAAAAGCAAAGAGUAUCCAUAAGAAAAGGGAAGAAGGGGUAAGAAGCUGGUGAAAUCUGUACCAUCUCUUUAAAUAGAGCCCAGUAUGGGGAGUUGUGUAAGUUAAAAACUAGUGUCAAAGCUUUAGGAAAUGGCCCCUUUCACUUCUGAAAUUAGCUGCCUUUUUACUAGAGAUUGACUAACCUGGUAACAACCAACCACUUCUUGUUUCUUUUACGAGACUUCCUAUUUAGAAUAAACAGCUCAUAAUUCCCUUUACAGAGACAUUAGUCCAAGAGAUGGUAUCUGGUCACAUUCAAUUGAAAGGAACUUUGUGACACAUAGGGGAAGGAAGAAACAGCCAAGUGUUUAGCAAGCUCUGAGGAAACUUAAUGACAUUGACUUUUUAAAUUCUGGAUUGAACUCCUCAGUUUAAUACAAUUUGUGUUUUUGUUAACUAGCAGCAGAAUUUCAGCAUUUGCUACUUACUGGUAGAGAAGAAAAAUUCCACAGCACUGCCAGUACAGGUUAGUUUAAUCUGUAAGUACCUGAUAUUCAUUUUUGAAAUACUGUUUUCCAACAUUACCACAUUAACUACAUGAAGAAGAGAGCCCGUCAGUUACUCAGAUGUGACUCCUAGUUAACUUGUAUAUGUUAACUCUUUUCUUGGCCUUGAGCGGCUGGAGGGCUGUUGCCAGCUUUAAAGAUUCAUUGCUGCUGUGGCCAGAUGUUAGCUCUCUGCACUUCAAAGUUAAUAAUUGAGAUUAACUGUGCCCAAAUGUAAAGACAUUGGGACCCAGACAGGAUUCAUUUGGAACACUUGGGUUGCUGCACCCCCUUCCACAUUUUCUUUAAGAAAUCACUUGAAUGUGGCUUGAUUUUUUUUUUUUUAAUUUUUCUUCUCUCUUCUCUUCCCUUCCCACCCCACCCAUCCCCACCCCCCACCCCUACCCAAAUAAUGGCUAGGUCAAUAUGAAAAUAGUAUUCAAAAUGCUCCUUCAGUGUGUGACUGGCUGUUUUUAAACAGCUAGUACAUCAGGUAAUCAAGGUAGUUGCUGUUAUGUGACUGAAAACCCAUAUGUUAAUGUUAAAAAUUAGAGCCUUCACUACGAUUUCAAUUUUCCCUGUUUAAUACUAUCUCAUUAGCAUGGGCUCAAUCACUCGGUGGUUAUUUAUUGAGCGCUUAUUCUGUGCAGAGCACUGUACCAAGUGUUUCUGAGUACAGUACAACAGAAUUAGUAGUCACAUUUCCUGCCCACUUAUAGUCAGAGAAGGGCUCCACGGGGCUUGAGUAGUAGAGCUAGUGUAUUUAGUAGUUUUGAUAUUGCUUUUAAAUUCUGGGGGAGAAAUCAUUACAUAUUCCCUGGUGGUUGAGGCAGAUGUGUGAUUUCACAGAGUGUAGCUAGGAACAAAGGGUAGCAGUUGAUAUUAGCUCUGAGAAAGAAAUGGACACUGGGCUCAAUUCCCUUCUAGAUCAUUUCCUCCAACAACAACAAAGUGGAGCAAAGAGCAGGCAUUCCCCCUUAUACUCCCUGCCCCCCAACCUUCCCUCUCCCCUAAUAAAAACCAAAUAAAUCCUUGGUGGUUCAACUAAUGAUGUGUAUUUGUAAGACUAUCCACUCACUGUUUGUUUUUUUUAUAUGAAACCGAGGGCAAAGUGUCCUUGCCUUUCACAGUUUAAGCUAUUUAAGAAAUGGACUAGAUACAGUGGAAGUGGUUUUCCUUUUAAAAAACAUCCUUAUGCAGAGCUGCCUCUGGUGAGUACUGCUUUACUCUUUUAUGUCCAUAUUUACAUCAGAUUACAGUGAACCGGGAAGAUCCUGUACUACUUGAAAUAGUUAACCACUACUUGGAGAAUUCUUAUUUAGGCUUUUAGAGUUUGUCUUAAUUAUGUGGGUAGAAACUAGGGGAAACCGUGAUGCUUGUUGCAUGGCUUAACCUUUUCACUAACAUUAACUUUUUAUUUAUCUAUCUUAUAUAGAUAGAUAAACACAUCUGUACACACACACACAUAUAUCUAUAUACACAUACACACAAACACACUCUAAACAUAAUUAUAGUAAAUCAAUGCCACAGCUGUAACAGGCUCCAUCAUAAAAGUGGUGAAUUUUCACCUAAGGCUGCAACUAGACGUCUUCAGGCAGGCUUUGGUUCAACGUUCAGAAAGGGGAUGUUUAAGCUGCAGGUGAGAAGGCUACCUAAUUCUGGCACCCAGCCAGGUCUCAGAAAGGUUGUGUCGACUACAUUGUUUGGGUGGUAUAAAGGACUUUUCUGAUGUUUCUUGAAAGGUGAAAUUGCUAGCACUAACCUUGCACGCAAAGUAGUUUAACUGCAGAUACUGGGACAGUUGUGUCAACUGCCAUUGGGAUUCGCUGAUUGAUAUGCUAUGUGCUUCAUUCCCCCAAGACUGUUCCCCUUAAUGGAAUUUUUUCUUGUUUUUCACCACCUUCCUGGCUCUUUUUUAUAGUGAACUAACAGUAUUUCUGACACGAUGGUUCAGACACAAUAAGAGUUGGUAUAUUUUUGAAGAAUAAAUUUGUCCUUUUGCAGAAUUAAAUAGUCCUAAAGUAUGGCAUCUGGGUCUUGGUUCCCAAAAUUCUAAAACAGUAGUUGGUCAUUCCAUUUGAAAAUCAAACUGGUGAGUAUGUAACACUGGGGUGAAAGUACCGCUUUGAAAGUCUUUAUUUAAUCUGUAUACAUAUGUAGUGCUUUAGUCAUAGCAAAACAUUAAAUUUAAUUUGAUUUGA